AUGCGGUCAAUCUCGGCGUUCGCCGGCAAUUUGAGUCGUAGCCAAAGGCAGCAACUUCAGCUGGUUCAGGCUUUAUCACAGAAUCACACCGUGAGUUGGUAUUCGGUCGAUUUUAACUCGUUUUCCAGAGGUUAGCAGCGCUUCAAGGCAUACGAAGUUACAGUCAACAGAAGCCCCAAAAAGGCGGAAAUUUUUUCUCUAAUCUUAUAAGCAACAUUACUGAAGAAUUGGAGAGGAACAAGGAGCUACAGGUAGAUUAAUGUAGCUAUGUUAAUGUACUUUUUGCUUUUCAGAAAAGUAAACAAGAAUUGGAGGAAAGAUUGAGGCAAGUGUCGAACACUGAUGCAAUCAAGGAAGCCAGGAAGAAAUUUGUAAGUUUUUAGUGUUUUUUUGUUUUUAUGGACAAGCUAUAUUAUUUAUGAAGGACAUUACGUUGUUUUUGUAAAACACUACAAUCUUGAAGGUUUUUAUGUUGUCGUCACUAUAUUGGUGGUUGUUUUAGGAAAAAGUAACGGAAGAAAGUAAACAAAGUAAUGCCGUAGUGACAGUGAAACUCAAAGAGUUUAAAGAUCAUGUCAACAAAAUGGUGGCCGAGAUUCAGACUUCAGAAGCGGGUAAAGAAGCCAUCAAGCAGGCUAAAAUAGCAGUUGAGAAGUUAGAGAAGGCUGCUGAAGCUGUCGGUAACACGCAAGCUUACAAACAAGUAUCGUCUACAGCUAAAGUUGUGAGAGAUGAGUUAGAUGGACUAGCUGAUGUCAGAAUGUACUCUAGGCCUGGUAGGUGUUCCUUUAAUUAGUGGAUUUUUUAUUUUUAGAGCAGUUGAAGAUGAGGUCUGAUGGAUUUAGUACAAGUGCUUUUGCUAAUCGACCGGUCGAAGCUAAUAUGUAAGUUUUUAUUUUGAUAGUUUUAGUUACAACUAUUUGUGUUAUAAAUUACACAAUAGUUAAUAACAGUUUAAUUUUGGAAGCUCAUAUUAUUUUUAGAAUUAGUUUUUGUCUUGUUUGGUUUAUAUCAUACAUAUGUUGUUUUAGAGAAGCAACAGGCAUAGAACUACACAAAGAAUCUAAAUGGUACAGUGGUUGGAAGAAUUUCUCAGAGAAUAAUACUUACUUUAAUAGUAAGUUAUUUUAAGGUUCCUUACAUUUUCAGUUUUUUUAUUUAGAUUAACUUUUACAUAACAAUUAGAUAAAAGGUAAUAAUCGUUACAAUUUCUCUUUUUAGAAGUGCUAGACUGGAAGACAAAGUACGAUGAAAGCGAAAACCCCCUGGUCCGUGUAGUACGAGGAGUGACGGAACGUGUAACACACGCCUUUACAUCUCAAAGCGAAGUGUCAGAAGUGCUGACAGAGAUAGCCAAGAUCGAUCCCAACUUUGAUAAGCACGAAUGGCUUCGGUUUUGUGAGAAGGAAAUAGUACCGAAUGUUCUAGAAGCUUUCAUUCGGGGAGAUCUGAAGAUUUUGGAAGACUGGUGUCAUGAAAGGGCCUACAACUUGUUGGCCACGAUGAUUAAGGACAUGCAGAAGGUUGGCUACACAACUGCGGACAGCAGGGUUAUAGACAUCAGCAAGAUGGAGGUAUGGUUGGAACUUUUGUUCAAUAUCUUGUCUGUUUUAUUUUUAUGCCUAUUCUUGACAAAUUAUAAUUGGAAAACAAUUUUUAUGUUUACAGCUAAUAUAGACAUCUUAUUGUAGAUGGUAUCGGGUAAAAUGAUGGACCAAGGUCCGGUGUUGAUCAUUACUUUCCAAGUUUUCCAAACUCAUGUUGUUAAGAACGCCGCAGGAAAAGUGAUUCAAGGAGAUCCUGUAAGUUUGAUUUUGUACCUAAAUUUCUAAAAUGGUAGAAUACCGUGCAUUUGUUACUGUAGAUUACGAUUUUCACGUAAAUUUUAAAAUUUUGGCAUUGUUCAUCAGAAUUUUAUUGUACUUUACCUUUAGAACACACCUGUGCGCGUCCAUCACGUUUGGGUAAUGUGCCGUGACAUGCAAGAAUUCAAUCCAGCUGUAGCGUGGAAGAUUCUCGAACUUCACUACCAAGAAGGCGCCCUCGCUCUCUAA
This is a messenger RNA of Bursaphelenchus okinawaensis, 2054 nucleotides long. Lineage: Eukaryota; Metazoa; Nematoda; Chromadorea; Rhabditida; Aphelenchoididae. The record is from the annotation of a GenBank genome assembly.